AUGGAAGCAAGGGAGUCAUUUUUUCCAACAAAGUUAUUUGGUCAAGAAACAAAAAGAACAUGUGAAAGAAUUUGGAGAUGUUUAAAGAAAGACAAAGUUAUUACAAGUAUUGGUAUAUAUGGAGUUAAAGGUGUUGGAAAAACAACCUUAGCCAAACUCAUCAAUCACCUUGUUGAACAAAAUACUAAAUCCCAAGUUAUUUGGAUUAAUGUUUCUCAACAAUGUAACAUCAAAGUGUUACAAAAUGACAUUGCUAAAUCACUUGGAUUUGAUCUUAUAGAGGAACAUGAUGAAGAAAAGAGGGCAAUCGCGUUACACGAAUCGUUCAAAGAGAAAAAUGAUUUUGUUUUAGUACUAGAUGAUGUGUUAGAGAAUGUACCUUUGAAAAUGUUAGGUAAUCCUCUAAAAAUUGAAGGUGGAAGGUUGAUAGUAACAAGUUGUUUACUCGAAACAUGUCGAAAAAUGGGAUGUCAGAGGGAAUUCAGAGUAAAAACACUUGAAGCAGAGGAGUCCUGGAGUUUGUUCAUAGAAAAACUCGGAAAUGAGAUGAUUAUUCCGCUAGAAGUUGAAGGAAUCGCGAAGUUUAUGGUGAAUAAUUGUACUAAAGGACUUCCAUUUGGGAUUGUUACAUUAGCUACAAAGUUAAGAGAGUUGGAAUUGAGUAAUGUUGAUGAAUGGAGAAAGGCGUUCGAAGAAUCAUUUAAAGAGGAGAACAGUGAUGUUAUGAAGAUGUUGUUAUAUAGUUUUAAUUCAUUGAAGGAUGAAAAGUUACAACAAUGUUUCUUGUACUGUUGUUUGUAUCCAGAAGAUGAGAAAAUCUCGAAAGAUCAUUUGAUAACUCGAUUUGUUUUAGAGGGACUAAUCGAUGAACAAGAGAGUUGCGAGGCAGAAUUUGAAGAGGGAUAUGAAAUAUUGAACAGAUUGGAAGGUGUUUGUUUGUUGGAAAGUGGCGUAAAUAGUGUGAAAAUGCAUAGUUUGAUUAGAGAUAUGGCAUUGAAGAUCACUAAUGAAAAUCCUAUGUUUAUGGUUAAAGCUGGAGUUCAGCUUAAUGAUGCACCAAAACAGGAUGAAUGGAUCGAAAAUUUGGACAAGGUAUCUCUAAUGAGGAACAAGAUAGCUGAAAUACCAGAAGGAACAUCAGCUAAGUGUCCUAGGCUAACAACAUUGAUGUUGCAGCAGAAUUAUCACUUAUGGAAGAUUCCAGAUUCUUUCUUCGAGCACAUGAAGUCGUUACGUGUUCUUGAUUUAAGCCACACUUGCAUUGAGAAGUUGCCUGAUUCAGUAUCUGAGUUGGAGAAUCUCACCGCGCUCUUACUUGCAUUUUGUUGGAACCUAAGGUCAAUUCCAACUCUGGCAAAGCUCGAGUCAUUGCAAGAGUUGGACUUGAGUGGCACUGGGAUUCAGACUUUGCCUGAAUCCCUUGAGGCUCUAUUGAGCCUCAAAUGCCUGAGUAUGUAUGCAAUGCGUUGGCUUGAGAGGAUACCAAUAGGUAUAUUGCCCCAACUCUCAACUCUGCAACGUCUAGUGUUAUCGCAUCAUAUAGACGUUCAAGGUGAGGAACUAGAGGUGUUAAACGAGUUGGAAGAGUUUCAAGGUAGGUUCUCUACUAUUCAUGACUUCAACCGGUUCAUCAGAGCUCAAGAAAAUGAAGGAUGCCUCGUGUUUUACAGAAUUCUAGUAGGUGACUAUGAUGGUUUAGGACAAAUGACACAAAUUGAAUUCAAUCAUGGAAGAAUUUCGGAUAAAUUAGUCAAGUGUUAUGGACUUGGAAAAGAAGAUGAAGUACUAUUGCUUCCACAAGACAUUCAACACUUGAAAAUUGAGAGUUGCAACAACUUUAGUACUUGUCUUUCCGACUUCUUGUCAUGUCUAUACGAUUCAAAAGAUUUAAAGUACUUCAAAGUUCGUUGGUGCAACAAACUAGAGUACCUUAUGAAGGUAAAACAAGGACAAGAAUCCGUCUUAUUCCCCUCUCUCGAGCAUCUUGAUCUCUUUGAAUUGCCUAGUUUCGUUGGUAUUUUUGAUGAAAGUGAAACAAGUUUGAGUCCUUCGAUUCCUCUUGUUGGUACUUUUUCCCUCCUUAGAAUGAUACGUAUCGAAAGAUGUCACAACAUCAAGAAGCUACUUCCAAUUGAUCUAUGCUCAAACCUGAGACAUCUCGAGAGGAUAUAUGUCCUAUCAUGUAGUCAAAUAGAAGAAAUAAUUGAAGAUCAAGCAAAUGAUGGAAUCGCCGUCUUUCCUAAAAUGACAAGAAUAACCUUAUGGUCUUUGCCACAAUUGAAAAGCAUAUGCAAUGGAAAAAUGAAGUGCAAUUCAAUCAAGAAAGUGUCAAUAAAGGAAUGUGUUAAGUUAAGGAAUUUGCCUUUGUUUUUUUCACAUGAAGAGGAACUCAAAAUUCCUUCUACACUUAAAGAGAUUACUAUAAAUUCAAGUGAAAAAGAUUGGUGGGAAUCUUUGGAAUGGGAUCAUUCAACUACAAAAAUUGAACUUCAACCUUUUCUUAACUAUUUCUAA
Molecule: messenger RNA, 2514 nt
Organism: Solanum stenotomum
Lineage: Eukaryota; Viridiplantae; Streptophyta; Magnoliopsida; Solanales; Solanaceae
Product: probable disease resistance protein At4g27220
Exons: 2
Coding region: 1-2514 (837 amino acids)
Molecular function (GO): ADP binding; protein binding
Source: RefSeq, a predicted model, not a curated record